Molecule: messenger RNA, 6213 nt
Organism: Hemibagrus wyckioides
Lineage: Eukaryota; Metazoa; Chordata; Actinopteri; Siluriformes; Bagridae
Gene: ano3
Product: anoctamin 3
Exons: 27
Coding region: 329-3283 (984 amino acids)
Biological process (GO): chloride transmembrane transport
Cellular component (GO): plasma membrane
Molecular function (GO): protein dimerization activity; chloride channel activity
Source: RefSeq, a predicted model, not a curated record
GAGGAGAGGAGGAGAGGAGAGGAGGACCCCUGUCCCUGCAUCACGUGUACCGUUAAACGAGCGGAAAUCGGAGCCUGUCUCACACAUUUCGAGUGGAUCUUGCGAACCGAGCCGACUCCCCUCCCCACUGUGUUUCUAUGACAACAGGCACUGCUCGAGAAGAGUUCGGUGCGUGACGGGGUGCGCUCGGUUUGCGCAGUUCAACGCAAGGGGGAGGCGGAAACACCCACGGCAUAUCCCACCAUCCUUCCUUCAGCCCGAUGUAUGCACCUUCUUUUGACGAGUGCGGACUUUUCUCGAACCUCUGGAAACUCAACGGGACGCCACUAUGGUGCAUCACUCCGGAUCAAUACAGUCCUUCAAGCAGCAAAAGGGCAUGCACACCAGUAUCAGUGAGAUCCUGAAGGAUAAGAGCCUGAAGCCGUCUCGUCGCAGUCUGCCCUGUCUAGCUCAAAGUCAGACACAUCCUCACAACCUCAGCCACUUCCUCUCUGUGCCUCUGAACCCGGAGCCCAAAGCAAACGCAAACACUCAGAGUGUCCGUGCCUCCAGUACACACAUCACCCCUCCAUCCACAGAUGUUAGUAAUGGCCAGAAUGUAGAGGAGAUGGAGACAGCAGUGUACGAGUCUAGAACAGACGAGUCGCUGCUCAUCCAGCAGAAGCCUGCAUCACGAGGCAAGCUGGAGGCUCGUAUGGACUCUGUGCGGGGAACUAAUCCAGCAAACACCAAAGGGCUUUUGUUUCGAGAUGGUAAGAAACGAAUCGACUAUAUCCUGGUGUAUAAGAAGUCCAGUCCUCAGGUUGAGAAGAGAUGCACUUUUGAGAGGAACCUGCGUGCCGAGGGACUGAUGCUGGAAAAAGAGCCCUCUUUAACCAACCAUGACAUAAUGUUUGUAAAGAUACAUGCUCCAUGGGACACGCUGUGUAAAUACGCAGAGCAGAUGAACAUCAGAAUGCCUUUCAGGUACAGAAAAAAGUGCUACUUAUCAGACUGGAAAAAGAAGACAAUGGGAAGUCGAUUUCAUUUGAGAUGCCGUCAAAUAAAGAGUUGGCUGCCUAGGAACCCGAUGAAGCUGGAUAAGGAGGCAUUGCCCGAUCUGGAGGAGACAGAUUGCUACACUGCCCCCUUCAGCAGGGCCAGAAUGCAUCAUUUCACCAUCAACAACAGAGAUUCCUUCUUCUCCAACUCCACAAGAAGCAGAAUCGUGCACCACGUAUUACAGCGCACCAAGUAUGAGGACGGCAAGUCAAAGAUGGGUAUCAACCGGUUACUUGGCAAUAGCACAUAUGAGGCUGCGUUUCCCCCUCACGAGGGCAGCUACAAAAGCAGGCACCCUAUAAAGACCCACGGGGCUCAGAACCACAGACACCUGCUUUAUGAGCGAUGGGCUCGCUGGGGCAUCUGGUACAAAUACCAGCCUCUGGACCUCAUACGGCGGUACUUUGGGGAAAAGAUUGGCCUGUAUUUUGCAUGGCUGGGUUGGUACACAGGUAUGUUGAUCCCUGCAGCACUGGUUGGUCUUUUUGUCUUCCUCUAUGGCCUCUUCACCAUGGACUCCAGCCAAGUCAGUAAAGAGAUCUGUGAGGCCAACACUACCAUCAUGUGCCCCAUGUGUGAUGUGAACUGCAGCGCCUGGAAACUCAGUGACAGCUGUGUCUAUGCAAAGGUAACUCAUCUGUUUGAUAAUGGUGGCACAGUCUUCUUCGCCAUUUUCAUGGCAAUAUGGGCCACAGUCUUCCUUGAGUUCUGGAAAAGAAGAAGAGCAGAACUGACCUAUGACUGGGAUUUAAUUGACUGGGAGGAGGAAGAGUGUAAAUCCUGUGUCAUGGUGUGUUCAGAGGAACUACGGCCCCAGUUUGAAGCAAAGUACUCGCGGAAGGAGAGAGUGAACCCCAUCUCAGGCAAACAAGAACCUUUCCAGCCAUUCAGUGACAAACUCAGUCGCCUCAUGGUCUCUGUGUCGGGGAUCUUCUUCAUGAUCUCUCUGGUGCUGACAGCGGUGUUCGCUGUGGUGGUGUUCCGGCUCAUUGCCAUGGAGAAGUUUGCCUCCUUCCAGUGGGAGUUUGUAAAGAAGAACUGGCAAUUUGCCACCUCUGGCACUGGAGUCUGCAUCAACUUCAUGAUUAUCAUGUCUCUCAAUGUGGUUUACGAGAAAGUGGCCUAUCUUUUAACAAAUCUAGAACACCCACGGACCGAGUCUGAAUGGGAGAACAGCUUUGCCCUAAAGAUGUUUCUCUUCCAGUUUGUCAACCUGAACAGCUCCACCUUCUACAUUGCUUUCUUCCUGGGAAGGUUUGCAGGCAGGCCUGGAGAUUAUAAUAAGCUGUUUAACCGCUGGAGAAUGGAGGAGUGCCAUCCCAGUGGUUGUCUGAUUGAUUUAUGCUUGCAAAUGGGAGUGAUCAUGGUGUUAAAACAGAUUUGGAAUAACUUCAUGGAGCUGGGCUACCCGCUGUUACAGAACUGGUGGUCUCGGAGGAAGAUGAGGCGAGCGGGAGAACAAAAUAAUGUGGAAAGCAAAGAGCAGCUGCCUCAAUGGGACAAAGACUGGAACCUGCAGCCUAUGAAUGCUCACGGCCUGGUGGAUGAGUACCUAGAGAUGGUGCUCCAGUUUGGUUUCACCACCAUCUUUGUGGCAGCAUUUCCUCUGGCUCCUCUGCUGGCUCUGCUCAACAACAUCAUCGAGAUCAGACUGGACGCAUACAAAUUUGUGACACAGUGGAGGAGACCCAUGCCAGCAAGAGCGACUGAUAUUGGAAUCUGGCAUGGGAUCCUGGAGGGCAUUGGUGUGGUGGCGGUCAUUACUAACGCAUUUGUCAUUGCCAUCACAUCUGACUACAUUCCUCGAUUUGUCUAUGCCUUCAAAUAUGGGCCCUGUGUGGACAAGGGCUACCAGCAUGAGCAAUGCCUGAGAGGAUAUAUGAACAGUAGUCUGUCUGUGUUUGACAUGGGGGAGCCAAAAAACGGAAGUCAGUAUGAAACACGAUACUGCAGGUAUCGAGACUACAGAGCUCCCCCAUGGAGCUCACAGCCCUAUGAGUUCACUCUACAGUUCUGGCACGUACUAGCCGCCAGACUGGCCUUCAUCAUCGUCUUUGAGCACCUGGUGUUUGGCAUUAAGACCUUCAUUGCUCAGCUAAUCCCGGACAUGCCUAAAGACCUGUGUGAACGCAUGCGCAGGGAGAAGUACCUCAUGCAGGAGAUGAUGUAUGAAGCAGAGCUGGAGCACCUGCAGAAGGAGAGGAAGAAAAAUGGCAAGCGUUAUCACCAUGAGUGGCCUUAGCUUUGCCUAACGGAAGGACAUAUCAUAUGCACAUCCAUGCACACACUAAGAAAUAAAUAACCAAUGCGAGAGCACAUGUGAAUACAGGCACAGAGGAUGACCGUGCAGGAACUGCAAAAUCUUUGCAUUUAGUCAUGCAUGCAUGUCCAUGCUGCAGCUUUGGAUGGCUACGCUUUACUGACCAAACCCCUCAACACAUGCUUCCCACUUUGCUGGUUUUCUUUGCCUGUGAAUCAGAUAGUGAGGCUCAAGCUCUUUGAUGAACAGUGGCUCUUGAGUGGACAGCCCUGCUCUGCACCAAAGAGCUCCUUCUACAACUUUUGCCUGAGGCCUUCUCGUCAUCUUCUCUGGUUCCUCGAUUUUUUGGCUAAAUAUCAGAGUCCUGGGUGACAUUUUGCUUUAAUCGUCCCUUAAACCAUUCCUGCUGGCUUUUGCCUCUGCUGGCUUUGCUCUUUUUGGAAUUGUCUGUUGUUUGUAUGUUAGCAUUUCAAAAGGGAACAGGAUGCAAUUGUAUUGUUUACUAUGCAGAAGAAGGGCCUUGGAGUUUGUCUUCAGUGUGCACACCUUCGUCACCCUCCAUAGCUCCUUUCUCUUUUCUUUCUCUCUCUCUCUCUCUCUCUCUCAUUGUUUUUCUCUUUUUCUCUGGCAGCUAUAACACUAUCAACUACACUCUAUCUAAAUCUCCCCCUUACAAUGAAGUGCAGUUCGGCCUUUGUGUUCAUGCUUGGUUUUUCUAAGGACAAGGACUGGCCUUUUCCUUUUUUCGCUAAUCACAAGUACGCAAUUAUUCUUCAUAGAAAAGUGACUUUUCAGGUAAUGUGGAUACAAAUUUAUGCAAAAGUAGAGAAAAUUGGUUUAAAUGUUAUGUACCAUCUGAACAUAGCAUGCAGGUUCAACAUUCAAAAUCCAAAAAAAAAAGGUUUGUGUUAUUUUCAUUCUCCAAUGUUUUGUAGAUUUAUUCGAAAUUUACUCGUUGUUUAUAAUCUGUACCUUGUCUUGCAAUAGGAUAUGUUCUGUGUAUUGUAAGAAUCUGUCCCCUGGCAUUUUACUGGUUUUGGGCUGACUGGGACUUUGUUUUGCUCUGAUCUGAAUGGUGAUUCUGUGGUUUACAUGGUUAAAUAUGGUUAUAUGGCUAAAGAUGUACAUGAUUCAUUCAUCCAUGUGUAUCUCCACAGGCCUGGUCCUUUAUAAAAUGGGCGAGUUUAAAGGAUUUUUCAUAGGAUUUGGUCAGGAUUAAAAGACAAGUACAUGCUUUACUCACAGCAGAUCUGUGUAGAAGACAAGGGCAGAUGUCCAACAGAAGUUUUUGUUUAAGCACUAGGAUUGUGUAGCAUUCAGUGAAAUAUAUAAACACAACAAUCUUUCUUUUUUUCAUUUCAUGCCAGCUGUCGGAUUGUGACACUGCAGAACAUAUUGUUUAUUAUUUAAUAUAACCCUUGUGUUCUGUGUAUGUCAAAUGACCAGUUUGAAAGUAGAUCUAAUCUAAAAAUGCUUAUUUUCUGGGAUCAGAUUUACUAUUUAACAUGAAAAGAAACACAUUUUACAUUUGUUGCAACAUAUUGUCUUUGUGUCCUUUCAUCCGGUGGAAAAAAAUAGAUUAUAAAUAGUAGUGCUUUGUACAAAAAUAAAACAAAUUGGUCAAUUCACUCUAAAUUACAUUACCUUCAUGGAUUAUUAGCACUCAUACCAGAUUCCACAUGCCUGAUGGAAACAAGAUUCCUGAGCAUGUCUUUUUGUGUGUGUUUACUGUCCCUAGAAAACUUAGAGUAGAUGUCUCCAAGACUAGUCUUUUCAAAUAUCACAAUGAUCAACAUUAUCAUCUGUCAACAGAACACAAGGGUUAAUGACUUUUCUCCUCUCUGCUUAUAAAGUACACAGUAGCUCAAUGUGUCUGUAUGUGUGUGUGUGAGAGAGAGAGAGAGAGAGAGAAAUGAAGAAAGCAAGUGUGUCUUAUGCUGCUGUUAUGUAUCUCGGUCUUUAUUUCGCACACCCCAAAGUGACAUAUCUGUUCUCCUCAGGCCAAAUUUAUAUCAUUUAUCUACCUUAUAAUUAGAUAUUAAUCUUCAUUGUAAAGUUUAUAACUUUGCACUUUUGCAUGGUCAUUCUGUAUAAGGCAUAAUCAUACACCACUAAGAGGAAAGGAGUACUUUAAAAGCAUGGAUCAUUUCCCUGUACCUCAACAAACAGCACAAGACAGUAAGACCACAAGGAAAUCGCUGUGGUAAAAGUUAAAGUAAGAGAAUUCCAUAUUUCAUUGUUAUGAAAGAUUGAUUGAUUUAUUUAUUUAUUUAUUUAUUUAUUUAUUUAUUUAUUUAUUUAUUUAUUUAUGUAUGUAUGUUUGAUUAGUACUGGCAGUCAUACUCUGAAAUAGAGUGCAAAGAUCUGUCGUUUUCAGGUGACAAACUGUUUCUGCUACCUUUGCCUACAAUGCAGCGUGUGAUUUGUACCAUGCCAUUGUUUUGCCAUGAUGUAUUUGGUAAUCUAUGCAUGAUCUCAGCCAUGACGGCUGCAUCUGUCUGGUGUUCUAUUGAGAAACGCGUGUAUCUGGUGCACUUUUACUGUGGAGUCUGCAUGGAGUGCAUUGAUUAGUCUAAGAUUAUCUGAUCUGUGAUCAGUUUGUUGUAUAGGUGCACAGCUGUCAAUCAUAUUCAUUCUCAAUUAGACCAUCUUACAUUGGAAUUGGCCUUAAAGUAAUGAUUUUCCAACAACCUGGUAAUGAAUUAUCUCCCUGCUCUAACCAAGCUUGAUGAUGAAACGAUAUUGUACUUUGGUAUCUAAUGAAUACACUCUGCUGUGUACAAAAUAUGUCUAUAUUGGAUACACCUGACACAAACACACAUAGCAAAAAAAAAAAGAACAAAAAUAAGUUUUAACAGAGUAAAUAAAGCAUGCAAUACACCUUGAGGGUCCAUAUUUAAAAUGUAUUUAUU